This is a messenger RNA of Penaeus monodon (black tiger shrimp), 1204 nucleotides long. RefSeq names its product endochitinase A1-like. The transcript has 3 exons. The record is from RefSeq and is a predicted model, not a curated record. Gene Ontology annotation, cellular component: extracellular region. NCBI's taxonomy places the organism in Eukaryota, Metazoa, Arthropoda, Malacostraca, Decapoda, Penaeidae. The coding region runs from base 128 to 1027 and encodes 299 amino acids. Gene Ontology annotation, molecular function: chitin binding.
UAUUGUUAAAAGGUAAGGCGCUCGUCCGACCAAUGCAUUCGAGAGGAACUUUUGGCAACACAACAAGGUUCUCCUAACGUCAGGCUCUCAGUCGUCUACUUUUGUUAUCUGUGAGAAAAUUUCAGAUAUGGCGUUCAUCAGUUUGGUCGCGUCUCUGUCGCUGCUGGUCGUCGCAGGAGUGAGUCACGGCCUCCCAGCCGCCGUCACGGCCCCUCCUCAGGUGGCCGCUCAGUGCCCCUACACGCCGGGGCCGGUCCCUCUUCUGCUGCCCAACCCCGUCGACUGCGGCUCCUUCUACAUGUGCAGCUGGUAUGGGACGGCCUUCUUGCAGCACUGUCCUCCUGUGCUGCACUUCAACGCCAAACUGCAGGUGUGUGACUCUCCUGCUCACGCCAACUGUGUCCAGAGAACCACAGCUGCUCCUGUCUCCACUGCUGCCCCAGUCUCCAAUGUGACAUCAACUGUUGCUGUCCCCAACGUAACUACAGUUGUUCCAACCUCCAAUAUCACUGCAACUGCUCCAAUCAGCAAUGUAACCACGCAUGUUCCUAUUACCAAUGCGACCACAGCUGUUCCUUCUCCUUUUUUGGUCGCGUCUCUGUCGCUGCUGGUCGUCGCAGGAGUGAGUCACGGCCUUCCAGCCGCCGUCACGGCCCCUCCUCAGGUGGCCGCUCAGUGCCCCUACACGCCGGGGCCUAUCCCUCUGCUGCUGCCCAACCCCGUCGACUGCGGUUCCUUCUACAUGUGCAGCUGGUAUGGGACGGCCCUGUUACAGCACUGUCCUCCUGUGCUGCACUUCAACGCCAAACUGCAGGUGUGUGACUCUCCUGCUCACGCCAACUGUGUCCAGAGAACCAUAGCUCCUCCUGUCUCCACUGCUGCCCCAGUCUCCAAUGUGACAUCAACAGUUGCUGUCUUCAACGUAACUACAGUUGUCCCAACCUCCAAUAUAACUGCAACUGCUCCAAUCAGCAAUGUAACCACACAUGUUCCUAUUGCCAAUGCGACCACAGCUUCUCCUUUGUGACCGCAGCGUUUCCAAACUCCAGUGUAACCGUAGCUGCAUCCAGUUGUUCUAGUCUCCUAUAUCUCCAGGUGCUCUACUAUCCAGAGUUAUUCAAGAGGACGAUAAUAAUUGCUAUUAAGACGUUUCCUCAAGUAUUGUGUAUUUAUUUUGAAAUAAACUUUUUAAACACAAUCUUUA